This is a messenger RNA of Olea europaea var. sylvestris, 2318 nucleotides long. RefSeq names its product putative pentatricopeptide repeat-containing protein At3g01580. The coding region runs from base 33 to 2051 and encodes 672 amino acids. The record is from RefSeq and is a predicted model, not a curated record. Lineage: Eukaryota; Viridiplantae; Streptophyta; Magnoliopsida; Lamiales; Oleaceae. The transcript has a single exon. Gene Ontology annotation, biological process: RNA modification. Gene Ontology annotation, molecular function: RNA binding; protein binding.
UUUCUCAGCUGCCCAUAAGUCUUCAACAGUAUAUGAAAUCUAGAGUUCAACUCAUCAAGCUUUUCCGAGCAUGUAAAAAUGGAAAAUACCUGAACCAAUUACACUCUCUCACUAUCAAAACUGGGCUCACUCACGACGUUCUCUUUGCAGCGCAACUGAUCGAUUUGUAUUCAAAUUUCGCACCUAUUCAAACCACUCGCAAUCUGUUCGACGAAACGCCUCAAACAACUGUAUAUAUCUGGAACUCCAUUCUCAAAAGUCAUUGCAGAGUAAAGCAGUAUAAAGAAACACUGAUUCUGUUUUCUCGUUUGGUAUCUUGUGGAAAACCGGAUUGGUAUAGCAUUCCUAUUGCCCUCAAGGCUUGUUGUGGACUAAAAGCAUUUGUCUUUGGCAGAAUAGUUCAUGGAUUUGCAGAAAAGAAUGGUCAGAUUGGUUUAAAUUUGUUUGUUGGGUCAGGUUUAAUUGAUUUAUAUUCAAAAUGUGGAAAAUUGGGUGAUGCAAUACGGGUGUUUGAGGAGUAUUCGAAGCCAGAUAUUGUUUUAUGGACUACGCUGAUUACAGGGUAUGAGCAGAAUGGUGCACCUGAAGAGGCCCUGGAAAUUUUUGGCCGAAUGGUGGUGGGAAAUGGGGUAAUGCCGGACUCAAUAACGCUUGUUAGUGUGGUUUCAGCCUGUGCUCAGUUGUUAAAAUUAAAGACUGGGAGAAGUGUUCAUGGCUAUGUGAUGAGAAUGGGGUUUGAUGACAGCUUAUCUUUAUCGAAUUCUCUGUUGAAUUUAUACGCGAAAACAGGUUCUGUAAACUCUGCAGUUAAUUUAUUUAAGAAAAUGGAAAGGAAGGAUGUAAUUUCAUGGGCUUCUAUGAUUGCUUGUUUUGCUCAUAAUGGGGCUGCGAAGAAAGCACUCAAUCUUUUUGACGAGAUGAUGGUUAAAGGAGUCGAGCCCACUUCUAUUAUUGUGAUUAGCGCCCUGCAAGCGUGCGAAGCUUCUUUUAAUUUGGAGGAUGGUAAGAGAAUACACAAACUUGCUGCAAGGAGAGGGUUAGAAUCGGAUAUAUUAGUUUCUACAGCCCUAAUCGAUAUGUACAUGAACUGCUCUUACCCUGACAAAGCGAUUGAGGUUUUCAAAAGGAUGCCCGAGAAAGAUGUUGUCUGUUGGUCUGCUCUGUUGUGUGGGUAUGUCCAGAACGGGAUGGCGGACAAGUCGAUGGGAGUAUUCUGCGAUAUGUUAGCCAGUGAUACCCAGCCUGAUGGUGUUGUUAUGGUAAAAAUUCUGCAGGCCUGUUCAGAAUUUGGGGUUCUUCAACAAACUUCUUGUAUACAUGGGUACGUGAUUAAAGGUGGCUUCAGUGAUAAUUCUUUCGUUGGGGCUUCACUAAUAGAAUCCUAUGCAAAAUGUGGCAGCUUGGACGAUGCUGUCAUGGUUUUUGAGGGUAUAAUCGAUAAAGACUUUAUAGUUUGGAGCUCUAUGUUUGCAGGCUAUGGAUUUCAUGGACGGGGGCAGGAAUCUCUAGAGUUUUUAGAUCGGAUGGUUAAGCAUUCAGCCAUUAGGCCUAACGAUGUAACAUUCCUAUCAAUUUUAGCUGCAUGCAGUCAUGCCGGUCUAGUUAAAGAAGGAAUUGAAAUAUUCAAUAAGAUGGUGAAUGACUAUAAACUGAUACCUGAUUCGAAACAUUAUGGUAUAAUGGUUGAUCUUCUUGGGCGCAUCGGGGAGUUGGACAAGGCAAUGGAGUUUAUUGAUCAGAUUCCAAAACCAGUCGGUGCCCACGUGUGGGGGGCCUUGCUUGGGGCCUGUCGGACUCAUCAAAACAUCAAGAUGGGAGAAAUUGCAGUGAAUAAUCUGCGCCAAGUGGAUCCCAACCAUUCUGGUUAUUACAUUCUUUUGUCGAAUAUUUAUGCUGAAGGAGGGAAAUGGGAUAACGCGUUUGAUGUUAGAACGUUAGUUAAAGAAAGACAGUUGAAGAAGGUAUCGGGUCAAAGUGCGAUUGAACUGAGGGGCGAGCUCCAUAGUUUUGAAGCGAACGACAGAUCUCACCAAAGCGGAUUUAUAGGUUGAUGGUGAAAUUAGAUCGAAUCUAAUGCCCCUAAUAUGGAUGUCUGUUCCAUGAUGCUGAGGGAGUUCUAUAAUUUUGAACUAAAAUUGCAUAGGAAGAUGCUAGGCUGACAGGGCUUUUGGUCAGCUAUUGGAGGGGCUCCCCCUAUUUGAGUGGUUUUUUCCAAUUGCAUAAACCCACAAGGGAUUUUUGCCAAACAUUUUUGUACAAGUUUCUUUCUUAUGCCUAACUUGUCCUUUACAUUUUAUCAUCAAUACUGCUUUGGAGAA